AUGGAUUUGCGCAGCAUCAUCAACACCGAAAGCGCAUCCAAUUCUGACUCCUCUUCCUCUGAGAAUCGCCCUCCAGUCCAUGAGAGAUCCUCGUUCGCUGCUCCUGCUCCUCCCGCGACUCCUUAUGCGCCCUCUUCGCGUGAAUCAUUUGCAGCGCCCGCGCCUUACAACCAUCCUCAACCGCAUCCCCAACCGGUUGAACUACUGAGCUCCCCCUAUACACCGCACUCUGCCAGUGCUGGGGUCCAACAGCACUCACCGCAACAAUCGUUCGCGCCGAAGCGGUCUCAAUCAAUUCAAUCUGUCCUUUCCUCCGACCCUGCCCCCAGCUACCCAUACCACCCCAAAGAUCACUCUCCCGUCGCCGCGCCGCAACCCUUGCCAUCACAGCAAUUUUCGCCUCGCACUCAAAGAUCGUUGCCCGGAACCGCUCUUGGUCCACCUCCGGCGUUUGCGCGCAGUUCUCCCUCCUCCGUGCGCCCCCAGUCAUCCGGACACGAGUCCCAACCAGGCCAACCCCCCAGUUCUUGGGUCGGGCAAGAGUCUGUUCAUAGUCACGAUCAAAAGCCGCUCGUAUCCCCUUCUGCGCAAUCGCGACCCUCCUGGCAGGAUUCGAAACUUGUGGAACAGACCCCGCGACAUCAUUCAGCCGCGUCGGAGAAGGAGCACGAGGAGACUGUGAGCCCGAGGACAGUUGGCACCCCGCAUACUCGUCAAGGAAGCUCUAUAGGACCUGCGGAUCAGGCGGCUGCGUCAUCCGCACGAAGCCAUAGUCACAGCGAAGAGCAAGGUUGGAAGCAGAGCCCUACAAGGUCCUUAUCUCACUCUUCGCAGCAGCAACCGCAACAAUACCAACAAACACCCGUGGACUUGGAGGACAAGGCUCAAUCGUUGCCGUCACAAAUGGACACCACACCUGAUGUUACAGCAAGUCCCAGUUCCCAGCCGCCCAGGCGCAAGAGGAGACGCUUCAAUGAACCGCCUAUCUAUGCGCAAAGAUCCCGGCAUGCCCGCGGAACAGGUCCUGUCAUCAAGAACCCACUUCCACCAGUUCCGAAGCACAUGCGAAAUUCACCAUCUAAUCCGUGGUCGGCGCGCGCUCGGUCGUCCGCUGCUAGCGUCUCAGGUAGCUCAGUGCGCGCAUCUUCGCAAGGACCGCUCAAGGUUCAUGCGGAUGAACCUAUUCCUGCCAAUGGCCCCCCGGUGCAAGCUGCUCCUUCUGCUCCUGCUGUCCCUGUCACCCCCCUUGCCCCCGCCCCACCACAAUCGCAACCUGGAUCUCUUGGUGCAUGGGAACCGUCCAUCACAGGUUAUAUUCCGCAUGAAGACAUGACCAAAUUGGUGUGCGAUUUCUUGUUCCAGCAUGUCGUUCUGCGAAAUGAUGUUGGUGCAGGUCCAGCAGGCUCAGGUGCUACUGGCCAAGGGGCCAUCAUCGAGGUGGAAGCCAAAUUGGGAAAGCACAUCGACCAGGAUCGAAGGGAGAGGUUAUACCUACCAGUGAUGACAGAAACUAUCCUUAACCGAGAGAAUUCGCGUUUCCGGACAUCGUUUGAGAGUUCAAUGAGCUUGGCCCAACACCGCGCAAUGAACAAUUUCCUCAACGACAUCGUCAAAGCCGCCAUGCCCAACAGCAACCCAGGCCGCAUCCCCCUCUCCUACGCCCACAAAAAAGAACGCGAUACCUUCUACGAAGUCCCCCCAUCAGAGCUCCCCCCACUGAUUAGACAAAACCUCAACCCGCGCCACAAGCCCCGAGUCCGCGUAACCACCGACCAAAAAACCGGCGAAAUCCUAGCCAAAAUUGUCAAAAUCCGAAUCGCGGAUCUGAACGUCCUCAGCCCCCGAACCUGCGUCGACUACCGGAUCAGCGUAAACUUGGAAAUGAACUACGAUGGCGACGUCAACCAUCUCCCUGUCGUCGAUACCAAUUCGGAUGGCGGCAAGGCGCGGGAUCGGAACAAGGACCGUAUGAGCUAUCGGCAUUUGGCGUACCAGGUCGAUCUUACGCAGGUUGCCAAAUCGGAGUCCGCGAAGAACGAAUUCGACCACGAACUCGAAGUCGAAAUCUCUGCCGCCGAAAUCCGCCGUCAGGGACAGCUAGCCAUGGCCGGGGAUCCCAAAAACCAGUACGAAGACCUGGUUAAAGGAUUCCUGGAUAAUAUACGGGUAUUGGCGAGAGCUGUGCCGCCACAAUAA
Molecule: messenger RNA, 2196 nt
Organism: Aspergillus chevalieri
Lineage: Eukaryota; Fungi; Ascomycota; Eurotiomycetes; Eurotiales; Aspergillaceae
Gene: triA
Product: putative mRNA capping nucleoside-triphosphatase
Exons: 3
Coding region: 1-2196 (731 amino acids)
Biological process (GO): polynucleotide 5' dephosphorylation; 7-methylguanosine mRNA capping
Cellular component (GO): mRNA capping enzyme complex
Molecular function (GO): polynucleotide 5'-phosphatase activity
Source: RefSeq, a predicted model, not a curated record